Crotalus tigris (Tiger rattlesnake) is the source of this 1283-nucleotide messenger RNA. RefSeq names its product palmitoyltransferase ZDHHC19-like. The transcript has 9 exons. Gene Ontology annotation, molecular function: protein-cysteine S-palmitoyltransferase activity. Bases 108 to 1205 code for a protein of 365 amino acids. NCBI's taxonomy places the organism in Eukaryota, Metazoa, Chordata, Lepidosauria, Squamata, Viperidae. Gene Ontology annotation, cellular component: endoplasmic reticulum; Golgi apparatus. Gene Ontology annotation, biological process: peptidyl-L-cysteine S-palmitoylation; protein targeting to membrane. The record is from RefSeq and is a predicted model, not a curated record.
CCCCUCCCCGGCUAUUGUCCCGGCCUCGCCACGACAACGGCCUCCAUUCGGGGGGGGGGUCCCCGCCUGGCUUGCACCAGCAGCUCUCUGGGGUCUCCCCUCCAAACAUGGGGUCCAGUAGGGAUGAGUGCCACCCGCUCUUUUCGGGAUUCUUCGCCUCCUUCCACUUCAGCAGCCUCCUGGUGCUCAGCUGCCUCUUCUUCACUUUCCCCGGUUCCUGGCUGGGGCUGAACGUCUCCUGGGCUUUCCCCAUCAUUUGCGGCAACCUUCUCAUCCCGACCCUCCUGUACUUCUUCCUCACCAGUUUCACAGACACGGGGGUCCUCCACAAAGGCAUCCAAGAAGAGCUGGAGAACCAGGCCAACACCCUGGGCAGCCUCAACAAACGCUGGUGCAACAGGUGCCAGUUGUACAGCUUGCCGCACACUUUCCAUUGUCGCUGGUGCAACACUUGCGUGGAGGAAUUCGACCAUCACUGCAUGUGGGUGAACAACUGUAUCGGCUGCCACAACGUCCGUUUCUUCCUGCUCUUCGUCUUCUUCCUGACCAGCUACGACUUGGCGGUGCUCCUCGCUUGCUUCACCUACCUGGCGCUCAACAGCCAGCAGCCCUUUGGCGUGGAGAAGAUCUGCACGGUGCUCCUGACCAUCCCCGCGGCCUGCUCCCUGGUGCCGCUGCUCCUCUUGCUGUCCCACCAAAUUAUCAGCGUUGUAGCUGCUCAGGACGUGGGCGCGUUCAAGGACCCGUUCGCUAGCCGUCCUUCCUCCUGGUGGAGCAAUUUGUUUGCGCUGCGCAAGCUGCGUGACGUCAAGCUGCGCUCAGCCAGGCCGGGGGCCGCAAGGACCAGCUCGAAGGUAGCCAAGCCCUUCUCCACCCUCUGGAUCGCCCACAGCGCCGCCCCCACCUCCGGAUCGCCCGCCCGCCUGCCGGACCCUUGCCCCGAGCCGAAGACCCUGAAGGCGUGGGGUCAGUUGCUCAUAGCCGUGGGCAGACUCCUGCAUCCUCGCGCAGACGAUUGCCCAGAGAAAGCCACUAAGGAGAUGGACACCCACCACAGAAGUGUGGCGAUCACAAUCCCGGAUAUCCUGAACUCCGGGGAUAACCUGGAUGCGGUGCAGGAGCCCCACUGGAAGGGCCAGAUCCACGGCAGCAGGCGGGCCCCCUCCUCCCCCACCGCCAUGCUGCUCUCCGUCUCCGACAUCUGAGGACCCUCGCCCGGCGCCCACCCGCCUGGGGGGGGGUCCCGCCCUGAAGUUUUGUAUUGGGAAGAUUAAAGCGGCCGG